GCGGGCAGGAUGCACGAGGAGGCGCUGAUAAAGGGAUCCAGCUCGUGAGAAACGGCAGCGAAACGUAAAACAUGUGAGAAAUGAACGCCAUUUAUGCAUGGGAUGUAUUCAUGGUAGUGUCGCCGCUGUUCAGGGAAAGACUCCAUGUAGACGCGAGGAAACAUUAGCCGCUCAACCUCCCAAGUACACUUCAGACAAUUGUCAACGGUCUUUCUGUCCAAGUUAUUGUCUUCUCCCCGUCUGAUGUGGACUGAUUCAGAACUGGGCCAUCAUGAUCCCAGUGAACCUUCUGGUCACUCUUUGGCUGAUCAGCUUAAUACCAGCAGCAUCAUGUCAGUGAACCCUCCCAGCAGUAAUGACGCUUGCCUCAGCAUCGUCCACAGCCUCAUGUGCCAUCGACAGGGCGGCGAGAACGAGGGCUUCGCUAAGCGGGCCAUUGAGAGCCUAGUCAAGAAACUGAAGGAAAAGAAGGACGAGUUGGACUCGCUCAUCACUGCCAUCACCACCAACGGCGUCCACCCCAGCAAGUGUGUCACUAUCCAAAGAACGCUGGAUGGACGUUUGCAGGUGGCAGGGAGGAAAGGUUUUCCCCAUGUGAUUUAUGCACGACUGUGGCGCUGGCCUGACCUUCACAAAAAUGAACUGAAGCACGUCAAGUUCUGCCAGUACGCCUUCGACCUCAAGUAUGACAACGUGUGUGUAAACCCCUACCAUUAUGAGAGGGUGGUGUCUCCAGGCAUUGUUGGUCUUAGUCUUCACAACACAGCGCCACCCAGUGGGCUUAUCAAAGAAGAAUACAUCCAUGACUGUAUUCAAAUGGACCUCCCACCUGGCAUGCCAUUGUCUGACCACCAAGCAACGCUGAAGAUGCCCCCUCCAGACCCCUAUGGCCAACCCCUGCCUCCCCCACAUUUGUCCUCUGAGCCCCAUGGACCCCCACCAGUCACCAGAUACACACAGCUGCCUGUCUCUCCCAAAGUGUCAAGUUCUGGCUCCAUGCUGCCUCUACAGGGCAGUCAUGUUGAUGGCCGCCCUCAGACAGCAUCGCCACAGAUUCCAGUCAUGUCUCAAGCACCGCCUCGUUCCCCGACUCCCAACCAACCUCUUCCUCAGCAACAAGGUCCUCAAGCCCAGCAGAGUCCACACCCACAGCAAUCCUCUCUACCUCCUCCUCAUGGACAGAACGGAUACAGCAACAAUAAACACUCACAGAGCCCGGCUGCCUUCCACACAGUGUGGACAGGCAGCAGCACAGCCGCCUACACUCCAAUUGGACCCCUGCAGAAUGGUCGUGGUCAUCAGCAAACUCCCCUUCACCAUCCAAACCAACAUUGGUCUCAGCAUCACGGCUCAACCUCUUUCCCCCCGUCUGUAUCCAAUCAUCCAGGACCAGAGUUUUGGUGUUCCAUCUCCUACUUUGAAAUGGACGUUCAGGUGGGUGAGAUGUUCAAGGUGCCGUCCAGCUGCCCUGUUGUCACGGUAGAUGGUUAUGUGGAUCCAUCGGGAGGCGACCGCUUCUGCCUAGGCCAGCUGAGUAACGUUCAUCGCACAGAUGCCAGUGAGAGAGCCCGGUUACACAUCGGUAAAGGGGUGCAGCUGGAGUGUCGUGGCGAAGGCGAUGUGUGGAUGCGGUGUAUGAGUGACCACGCUGUGUUCGUACAGAGCUACUAUCUUGAUAGAGAAGCAGGCCGGGCACCAGGUGAUGCCGUGCACAAGAUCUAUCCUGGAGCCUACAUCAAGGUGUUUGACCUGCGGCAGUGCCACAGACAGAUGCAGCAGCAGGCAGCGACUGCGCAGGCGGCUGCCGCUGCUCAGGCGGCGGCAGUGGCAGGAAAUAUACCUGGACCAGGCAGCGUGGGAGGCAUUGCACCUGCAGUCAGUCUGUCUGCAGCGGCGGGGAUCGGCGUGGAUGACCUCCGGCGACUAUGUAUCUUGCGCUUGAGCUUCGUCAAGGGUUGGGGUCCUGAUUACCCGAGGCAGAGCAUCAAACACACCCCCUGCUGGGUGGAGGUCCACCUGCACCGUGCUUUGCAGCUUCUUGAUGAGGUGUUGCAUACUAUGCCAUUAGCAGAUCCAGGGCCUGCUAACUGACUGCUGAAUGCUGAAAUUCGGAUCUGGAUUCUUUGAAUGUGCGCGCACACACACACACACACACACACACACACACACACACACACACACACACACUUUUGAUAGUUUUGCUCUCUAUUAAAUAUCCUCCCUAAUUGAAUAUCCAGUGAAAAGACCCAAGACAAAGUAAAAUGACCAACACGCGAUGCUUGUAACAAUCAAUUUAGCCUGCGCUAUCUCACACACACAUUCUUAUGAGCAAUAAGUAAGUAGUCAAAAGAUCAAUCAAUCAAUCAAUGUUUAUUUAUAUAGCCCUAAAUCACAAGUGUCUCAAAGGGCUAUAUGUCUCAAAGAUAUAUUCACGAUUGUCUAUCAACGUUAGCAUUACGUUGAGUCAUGUCCCAACAAACCAAAAAGUUUCAUCUGUACAAAAGUUAUAUUCUACCAUUUCUUUUUUUACUAGACAUAUUGUUUGAAUAAUUUCAUAAAUACAAUUUUUUUAGAAGGUUACUGUAUUUAACCCAUAAGAACCCACAGUCAUUUGUGCUAAAAAAUGACACAAAGCCAAGUGGAUUUAAAUACUUAUUGAUAAUUCAUAUCACAAAUUGUACAUAUUUUUUAUUGGCUAACAACAUUCUGAAAAUAUAAUUUCUUAUAUUUUUGUUAAUAGUAUUAUUAAAAUGAUCAAUACAAAUGUUAUUCAAGAGAUAUUUAUAAAAUUUAAUUCAACAAGAAAAGAAAAAACUUUUUUUUUUUAAAGGUAAUGUAACGCAACAAACAAAUUUAAAAAGCUAACACUAAUUACAUGAACAAUUGUGACGCUUUGGUGACACAACGUUGACAACCUAUCCAACCAUCCAUUUUCUACCGCUUGUCCCUCUCAGGGCGGUGGGGGGGCUGGAGUCUAUCCCAGCUGCACUCGGAAUGCAGGGUACACCCUGGACAAGUAGGAGCAUAUCAAAUAAACAUGAAAAACAUCACAAUAGCCUCAAAUCCUUCCAUUUUUCAUGAAGCGACACUCGGUGGAAGUUUUUUGGACACGCCCUCCUGAAUUCAAACUAACUAAAUAUGUGCUAGUAGAGGUGUUCCAAGCCGAUAUCAAUAUGGCGAAAAAUAAGUUUGGGGUCAUAUCUAGACUGUCCAAUAUAAUCUCCAAUACGUGCAGUCGUGCAGCACGUCUACUUAGAACCAGUUAACAUAUAAAUGUCCUCCAAUAAGCACUUUAGUCAAGUCAUUAGCAAAGGGUAAACAUGAUAGGCUGUAGGGUACUAAGAGGUAGCGGCUACACAACAGCUAAGCACACAACCUACACAUAAGGAAUAAGUGUCGAACAAUACUGCAGUGUAAAACAAAAUUUUUCAUUACAUGCAAGUGUCAAAUAACAAUAGUUGCAUAUUACUUACAGAUAAAAAGUCUCCUAGGCUGAAGUGUAUUAGAAAGUAUCCAGUAACAAACGUGUCUGCAUCAUUCAACUUACUGUGUCAUUAGCUUUACUUAAUAAAUGAUUGUGGCCACUAGGUGUUCGCUCAAAAACAAUUACCAGUUAAAUUCUCAGGGCAUUCAAUCGAUCGCAGCUGAACAGUCCAGUUUGUCUUACAAGACGUUUCGCCUCUUUAUCGAGCAGGCUUUACCAGUUCAUCAACUUGGUGCCAAGAUCCAAAAAGUGUUGACCUUUGCCACCAACAAGACUCUACAGUUGAUCUUAUCACAGUGAAGGAAUAACUAUGAGGAAAAAUAACCAGCAGGACAGAAUCCCAAAGGGAACGAAUUAGGUUUUGAAGUGGCGGCAGCUCUCCAAUGCCAAUCAGCAUCAGUAUCGGCCAAUACUCAAGGCUCCAAUAUUGGGUGUCGUAUCGGAAGUGGAAAAGUUGUAUCGGGACACGCCUGAUUAGUAGUACAAAAAUACUUUUGAACAUAUGUUCAUUAAAAAUGUGUGACAUGUAUUAAGCGUCUAAUUGGUAUUUUGCUAUUGUUGCAAAUACAUCACCUAGCAGUUUUAAGGCUAAAAGACUGACAGUGUAUAUAUCUUGUUUUCUAUUAAUUCAUUGAAGAAUUACAGUAAAAAUAGUUGAAUUGUAAUAUUUUAAUUAGAACACCUUAUUAAAUAAUUGUUAUUGUUAAAAUGACUGUGGGUUCUUAUGGAUUAAAUGUGCUACACACAACCAACACAAUCAUAUUUACUAUAACAUCCAACAUGAAAUAACAGAUAUUUAUGUAUUUUCGAGAAGACUUUUCUCCCAUACAUCUGCGCUAUUGUGACAGAUAGAAAUACGUGUUUCCCUGUUGCAUUUUUACUGUAAUUGGGUGAUAAGAAAAGGAAAUACGUUCGGUUCUAAGGAGUACAAAUCACAACUGUGUACAUCGACACAAGGCAGUGUGUUAUUUUUCUGUAAGUGUAGUGUGGACACAAGUGGUGUGUAAAUGUGGAUCACUUCUGUGCUCGUACCGUGCUUGUCUGUCGACUCAAACUUUAUCCUGUUAGCUUUCGUAGUACUCUCAGCUGAAGUACAUAUAUAAAUAUAUAUACGGUAUAUCUAUUUUUUUGAUAACAAAAAAAUGAAAAGCCAAAAACAUGUAGCUUUAAAAUGUUGUGGGCCUUUGUUAUGAACAGUGCUACCCUGUAACCAAAUGUUUGGUGUCUAUCACCAAAAGCUAGAAUACCUCAUAACUACACAACAUACACUUUUCAUCAGGAGGCAAAAUUCAGCAUGGCUCAAGAAAGCAAAGAGAAAGUUUCACCAAAAAAGUCCAACACAGUUUGUAUGGUUGUUGUAUUUGACAAUACCGGAGGUUUUUUGGCAGUGUAGGUCUAUCACAGACUUCUGGCGAUGUUUAGCAACCACCAACUGAGUGCCUUUCUCAUCUCAACACUUCUUUCGAGCUCGAUACGACUCUGGUAUGUUUCCUCCAUAGAGAACAAUAGAAGUGUUUGACAUCAUUGUUUGGACUUCCUACCGUGUCUUAUAGUGUUUUCUACUAAUGGGUGUCCUAAUCCGAUAUUAGUAUCGGUCCGAUACCAGCAUCAUCGGCCUGAAUUUCAAACCUCCGGUAUUAGAACACCGAUUCAAGCAGUCUGUUCUGCUCCGGCGAACAAAUCUUUUUGCUAGCUUAGCAGAGCGAUAACAGGUUGUCUCCCUUUAAGAGUUUUUACUUUAAGACACUGUGAAACUAAACAUACAGAAAUUAAGUACAUCAAUAUAUUGUAGUUUCCAGGCUAUGGAGUGCAACAGUAUUUAAGCCGCACCUACCAAAUUUAAGAAGAAAAAAUAUUUUUUAUAUAUUAGCCGCACCAGACCAAAGGCCACAAAUAUAUACCGGUACGAAAUAUUUUGUAAAUGUUUAUUUACAUACUUCCACAACUCCAUGGUGACAUGUUGGUGGAUUUACAAAACUGAAACAAUACAAAAAUAAUGCCAUUGUAAGUUAAUAAAGCUAACACAGACAUUUGUAAACAUGCACGAUUGAUUAUAUUUCGAUAGCACGUACAAAUUGACAUCAUACAUCACACACAAGUUUAGUAAGUAUGAAUUGUUUAGCUGUAUCGUAAAACUUGCAAACGUUGCUUAGAGUGAUGAGUAAAUAAUUAUUUCCAGCGGAAACACUUUAGACAAAUAGACCAAACAAGAUAUACUUCCAGUUUAAGGCACAAGACAGGAAGUACAUAUUCAAACCGCAGCACCCGCAAUGAGAAAACAUAUCGAAAAGAUGGCGUCAUAGCACAAAAAAUCCCUACAUUUUUAAUGUCUCUGUCAAUGUUGAAAACUAUUUGUAGAAUACAAAACAUUAUGACUGUUAGCAAAGAAAAAUCCAUAAAUUAGCCACACUGUUUUAUAAGCCACAGGGCUCAAAGGGUUGGAGAAAAGUAGCGGAUCAUAGUCCGAAGAAAUACGGUAACUUACAUGCCAUACAAAAUAACUUCUCUGUGACAUUCCAAAAGAAAAUAAAUGAUUUAAAACAAAUGCGCUAGCUCAAUGCCAUAUACAUGCUACUAAUUAGCAUUGGCAGUUUGGCAUUUGGCAAUCAGAACUACAACUAAGAUGCAUGUUACAAUCAAACAGCUGGUGUGUAUUAAGUACAAUACUUACAAUAUAAACACUUUGUACUACUCAACAAAAUAUAAGACUAUGCCAAUGGCAAAGACUACUUCCUGACUACAGCAACACACCUAGGACAAAUUGAAAUUAAAUCAUACUUGCAAAUGAGACUCAGAAGUGUAAGAAAACGAGAUAUAACAAUUAAAUAGUGUCCAAUCCAUUCAAGAUUUCCCUUAAGCAAUUCUACAUAUCACUUAAUCAAGCCAUUCCUAACAAUCUACACAACAAAAUAAGUAGAACGCAAGUAAUGCUAAUAUUGUAUCGGAUCGACAUCUGCCAAUACAUAUAUCGGUAUUGUAUCGCAAGUGGAAAAAGUUGUGUCGGGACACUCCUACUUUCUACUAUGAAAGUGUAUGAAAUGUUACUGUGAAGGAGCGUAAGCCCGUCCAACUACACCACCAACACACGUCGUAUAUAUAUAUAUAGCUUACAAAGCAGGAAAUUUACAAGCCCCAUUUUUCUUCUGAAUUGGUUUUAAAAUAACAUUUUGCUCUGGUUUUCAAAUACCGUCUUCGUUAUUGUACGGCCAAACAUUGCACGUAACAAACUAGUCCGUUAACGCCGUAACACUUUGUGGAAUUUAGUGUUCAAAAAAAAUAUCCCACGUGUUGGUGACUCAAGCUCUGUACUUUUUUAUUGAGUACGACUGCAAAAUAAUCCACCAUCGGGCCCAAAAAAGUUGCGAGUGUCAGCACUUUGGUAAAGAAGGUGAGACACACUAUUUAGGCAAAGUACCUUCAAUACAGGUAAAAGUAAUGUUAAAUGUUCAUUUAUUGUCAUAUGUAUUUUACAUUAUUUUCUCCAUGCACAACUAUAAUUAUUCUUCAUAAGAUAUGUUUUGUGUUCAUAUUAUUGGGGGUCUGGCAGGUAUUAAUUAGAUUGACACUAUUUAUUAUGGGAAAAAUCCCUUCAGUGUUAAUAAGAUUCAGUUUUGGAAUGUAUUACUAAUGAAAACUGAGGUAGCACUGUACUUAAUAACAUUUUCAUGAAGUUAUUUUUACAAAAGGCAGAGUCUCAAUGAAAAAUGAGCUGUUUUGCCCGGGUUGCACUUUGGACAGCGCUGAUGUGGCGUAUUUAGUUAAAAGGUGGCGCAGCCUGCAAGAGAAAGUGAUGAAAUACGUUUUUUCGUGACCACAGCAGACGUCUGCUACGGAAAACAAAAUAUUUGACAAGCAGAGCCAACACGUUCAGAAGCAAAGUUACGCCCUCCUUCAACACGAGCAGAACAAAACCAUUUGGAAUAAACAACUUGACAUAUUUAUCACCGUAUAACAUCCACAUAUUUUCAAGGCUGCUUGAUUAAUCACGAAAAUAAUAUGAACAGGUCAAAUAAUUGUAAUAAUAAACAUAUUUUCUCUUACUGCACAUUUCCACUCGGACGGAGGAAACUCACCAGAGUUGUGAACUAAAGCUAACAUCUUGGAGGUUCGGGCUGGGGCACACUUUUGACUUCCCUUUAUUUUCACCUUAAAAACUGUUCUCCACAAGUAUAACCCCACAAAUGUGAGACUCUACUGUAAGAAGGGGACUCAUAUGGCCCCAUUCGUCGCGGUUUACUGGACACAUGAAACGUGACAAAUUGGGGGGGGGGUGCACUAUCCACGUUAGCCGCCAGACGGCAGUAGAGUGUUGACUAUCUUAAAAUGUGUUUGGUGGCAUUUCAGACUUUGACCCCAGCAACAGAUGCAACGUAGAGUGGGGCUUUCAAUCAUUUUCAGCAGACUGCCUCGCAAAAUGACAAACACGCGACAUCCACCCAGGAAUGGGGCCAUAAGAAUCCCUUCCCUACUGCGCAUUUUGCCAUAACUGAGCUUAAGAGCACCCGAAAAACUCAAAUCAGAGGAGGAAAAAUUUGGUUUGUUAUUGUGAACGUCGCUAACAUGUUAAAAUAAAAAUUGUAGUUCACCGUCACAUGACAACUUAUUAUGUACACAACAAAUAAUGUGUCUCAUAUGUCUUUUCGCACUUCUUCAGCAACCAAAUGGCCUGUAAUGCUGUGAUUGGUUAAAGUGCAGGCAGUGUUCUAUUAGUAAAUGUGACGACACAAAGCAAAAUCAUGGCAAUCAUGUCUAGUUUUAUGGACCGAUUAUCCCCAUUCUGCAGUUUGAAGUCUGCAAAGCCUAAAAGUCACACGUUGACGUUUGAAUAUGAAGGCCACAGAUCUUAACGUGCCACACGGGCUACAUUGUUGCUCGGGCCUAAUGCCGAGUGGAGAAUUCAGCUCCUUUUCAAAGAUCAGCCCACUAACACAUAUGCAUAUUUGUGAUAUGUGCCUUUUUCUUGUGGAGCGUAGACGCAGCAACACUAGUUUGUAAAAAGAGUUUUUGGUUUGUCGUCUUAUUGUCGAGAGUCCUGUUGCACAGUGGUUUGGUCUUCACCCACUUCAGGCGCCAUCUUGUGGUUCCCUCAGGUAUCUGUGUAAGAACUCACCAACUGCUUCAUGGACAUAGAUCUAUUUGUAUUCCAGUAGUAUAAUUUAUUGCCUUUUGUGACUCUGUGACGCAAACUCAUCAUUUCUGGGUCACGACCGCGUCGUUUUGUUGUUUCCAGGAAUUCUGUAUAUUUUCACCGUGUAUUUGUGGAACACUGUGGAUGUGACCUUGCAGUUUGCAACAACUGAGAGCAAGCUUUGACAUCAUUGUGUAACUAAUGCUGUAAAAUUGUUGGCAAGGAUUUUUAUAUGUUCGCUCCAUAAUUAAAGGGAAACAGAC
Messenger RNA from Entelurus aequoreus (snake pipefish), 8875 nucleotides. It is a transcript of the gene smad10a, whose product is annotated as SMAD family member 10a. Gene Ontology annotation, cellular component: heteromeric SMAD protein complex. Gene Ontology annotation, biological process: anatomical structure morphogenesis; cell differentiation; regulation of transcription by RNA polymerase II. The transcript is spliced from 13 exons. NCBI's taxonomy places the organism in Eukaryota, Metazoa, Chordata, Actinopteri, Syngnathiformes, Syngnathidae. The record is from RefSeq and is a predicted model, not a curated record. The coding region runs from base 244 to 2091 and encodes 615 amino acids. Gene Ontology annotation, molecular function: I-SMAD binding; DNA-binding transcription factor activity, RNA polymerase II-specific; RNA polymerase II cis-regulatory region sequence-specific DNA binding.